UAAUGUCGGGUUCCAAAAAGAAGAGUGAUUCUGAAAAGGGUUCAAGCUCUUUACCUGAUCAGAUGAAAAAUAAGGAAGGCGAUCCUCGAAUGCCGAAACUGGGUUCUAGUAAUACAAGGAGCACUUCGGGUUCAUCUCCAUCGGGAUCAGGUCGAAGUGUGAGUUCUUCGAGUUCCACUGUUUUAGAAAAUGAAUUUGCAAAAAAUGGAUAUAUCUGUUUAGACGAUGGCAAGUAUGAGGAAGCUUUGCAAUCUUUUAAUAGUGGUAUAGCUCUUUUUCCAAAGAACAGCACAUUACAUUGUAGUAGAGCUGCUGCAUUCUGUGGUUUAAAUCGAUACAAAGACGCUUUAAAGGAUUAUCAUGAAUCAAUUCGCAUAGCAACAAAUUGUGUUCAACCACGCCAGAGACUUGGAUUACUGUUGCUUAGCUUAGGAGAAGUUGAAACUGCGCGAAGUCAUUUAGUUUUUCAGGGAAAUAGACCUGAUGAGGUCACUUCACUGAAACUGAAAGAAGUGACCAAACAUAUCAGAAGAUGCACUGAAGCAAGGAAACGUCAAGAUUGGUGUGCGAUGUUAAAAGAAGCCAUGGAAGCUACUACUUCUGGAGCUGUGGUGUCUUCUAAGCUCUUUGCAUGUCAAACGGAAGCUCAUUUGAAGCUACGCCAAGUAAAUGAGGCUCGAUUCUGCCUAUUGAAAGCUUGGAAGUAUGAUCCGUCUGCCGCAACAUAUAACAAAUCCAAAAUAUUUGGAUUUUCCUCAGAGGCUUACAUAUUCUAUGUAGUCGCUCUGUAUAAUGUAGCUCUCGGCCAGUUUGAUACAGCGCGUAGUGCUAUUGGAAAAGCUUCACAGCUUGAUCCUGAAAAUGCUGAAGUGUUUGCUUUACGCGAAAUUACUUCUGGUAUCACUUUAUUCCGUGCUGGAAGAUAUGAAGAAGCGUGUAGUGUUUAUGAUGAAGCACUCGCGACUGAUUCAAUGAAUUCAUUUCUGUACUGCGCUAGAGCAGCUUGCUGGUCUAAACUUGGAGAGUGGGAAAAAUCUCUGGCUGAUAGUAAUCAGGCUCUCUCAAUCCUGCCUGAUAAUAUUAAAGCUCUUUCAAGAAGAGCUAUGUCAAAUUUAAAGCUGGAAAGAUGGGCUUCGACUGUGAGAGAUUUUGAGAUUCUGCAGGAGGAACUUCCAUGUGACGAAGAGGUUGCUGCAAAUUUAUCCCAUGCCCGAGUUGAGUUACACAGAGAAGCUCCAGAUGGGAAGGUGGAGUUGGUUUCAGAUGUUGAGAAGUUCCAGGCUGUGAUUGCAUCUGGUGAAUCUGUGGUCUAUUUUAAUGAAUUAUCCAACCCAGAAUGCGCAUGGAUGUCCUCGGUCAUGGAUACCUUGAGCGCCAAAUAUCCUUCAGUAAUUUUUCUCAAGGUGGUCGUGGAACAAAGCCGAGCUGCAGCAGAGAACAUUACAACACUACCUAGGUUUAGGCUUUACAAGGAUGGUAGUCGUGUGGGUACCGCAACUUUAGAUGUGUUGGAGAUCAUGAUUAAGGACAACCUCAUCGAUCCCAUCUAGAAAGGAUUUUACCCUCGUGUAUUCGUUCAUUUCAUUCCCUAUCUCCGAUAUACUCUUCCAUUUUAGAAGCAUUAGUGAAGAAUGAAGAUUAUAGAGUUAGAAAGUUGCUGUUGCUGGUUGGAGUUAGAUGAAGAUCAUAACAUGUAUGCAUUUUUCCCUAUUCAUUUGUACGUUAUGCGACUUGUGAAAUUACAUUGGAUGUAUUCUUGUUGUUGA
Messenger RNA from Solanum pennellii, 1766 nucleotides. Its product is annotated as TPR repeat-containing thioredoxin TTL1-like. Gene Ontology annotation, cellular component: cytoplasm. NCBI's taxonomy places the organism in Eukaryota, Viridiplantae, Streptophyta, Magnoliopsida, Solanales, Solanaceae. Bases 3 to 1550 code for a protein of 515 amino acids. The transcript has 8 exons. Gene Ontology annotation, molecular function: protein binding. The record is from RefSeq and is a predicted model, not a curated record.